This is a messenger RNA of Chanos chanos (milkfish), 644 nucleotides long. RefSeq names its product transmembrane protein 128 (gene tmem128). Lineage: Eukaryota; Metazoa; Chordata; Actinopteri; Gonorynchiformes; Chanidae. The transcript is spliced from 5 exons. Bases 1 to 504 code for a protein of 167 amino acids. The record is from RefSeq and is a predicted model, not a curated record.
AUGGCAGAUUUUCUUCAGGAAAAUGAUUUAGUGACGUUGAGAAAUAGGUUUAAAAAAGAUGCCGAACUUCUGUUACAUUCCAUUUCAGAGGAAGGCAUCGAUGAGAAGAGUAAGUACAAUAAGGAUGUUAAGCCUCUCCCCCGUAUCAACCGCCAUUCCGUCUUCUGGAUCCUGGCGUCCGUGGGGCUGACAUACUACGUGGACUUCUUUGUUGAGAUCAUGGAAAACGAAGAUAUUAAGAGUUGGUGGUUCAACGUUGGUUUGGUGUUGCUGGGAGUGUGUUUGUCUCUGGCAGCGUUUUGUAUAGUGUAUCUGGAGUGGUACAGAGGUAUUAAACACUACGAGCAGGAAUAUCCUGCUAUUCCCCCAGUAACCACAGCAGCUUUCAUCGCUGCUUCCUGCAGUUUUAACAUUGCUCUCUGGCCCGUCUGGUCCUUCUUCACGCCCGUCAUCCUCUUCACUCAGUUCAUGGGCGUAGUCAUGCUCAUAUCUCUCAUUGGCUGAACAAAGGAAAGAGUCUUGUUGAAGAUCUACAGUCUCUUCCAGAGGAUAGUUUGUACACACUGAAGCCUCUUACACGUGUAAAAUACAUACAGACAUAAACCAAAAUUUUUCUACUUCAAGUGCUUGCCAUUGACACAGUU